CCACCCGAUAGACAUAUACCUUACUCCUCUCUAGCACUCUAUUUAUUAGCGCGUUCCUUCAAUAUUUUUGUGUGUUAAUCCAUUCGUCACUAUGCCUAGCAUCAGUAUCAUUACGAUUAUCACCAUCAUUAUAAUCAUUGCCAUCGUCAUUGUGUAGAUGGCUUAUAACGAAGCGCAGGAUUUAUUAAUGCUUUCACAAACACCGGGGACCGACAUCAGAACGAAUUGUGCAUCCUGCGCGUGCUGAUGUAAAAAACAUCUAUUAUUACAUCGUAGAAAUAGACGCACGUGCAUGCAGGGCUUUAAUGUAGAAUGCAAUCGGUGGACACACACACACACACACACACACACACACACACACACACACACACACACACACACACACACACACACACACACACACACACAUUAACGGCUUUGCUGGUUUCAGGUCGUUGAUCCGAGGCUGCAGAUAGAUGAGGCUUUAACACACCGGGAACAUGCACGAGCUUUAAACUGAAGAUCACCGACAGCACUCGGAAAUCCCCCUGAAUGGUGCAGACUGAGUUCAGCAGUCACAUUGUGACUCGACCUGAGGGAAAAGCUUAAUCCCCUGCAUCACUGUAUGAGCACUGAGUAUCAUGGGAACUACUCUGUCAGUAUCGCCAGGCUACCAUAAGGCAACGCUGUGUGAUGAGGCAGCACAGAACAGCAAGAACACCAAGCGCUCCUCAGUUAUUGGCGUGUUACCGUGGAAACGAAUCGUCGCCGCUUCUGCGAGACGGAAAGGCUCAAAGAAGCUCCCUGCAGGAGGAGAAGGAGAAGGGAGUCAGGAAGAGAGUGCUGUUAGAGUUAGUGUCAGCCUUUAUGGCAAUCUAAACCUCAAGAAGUCUCAGUCUUAUGCUAACCUAUCAGCGUUCACACAAGAAGGAGAGCUAAAUGUUCCAAAUUCCAAAACCACUAGUGACAUUGCUGCCAUCGAGGAACAGGAUCAGGAUGGGUCGGAAGGUUCCAAAUCUCCAAAGCGAAUCUUGGUACAGGCAUCAACCAGUGAGCUGCUGUACUGUCUGGGUGAGUUCCUGUGCCGUCGGUGUUACCGGCUAAAGUAUCUAUCAUCAGGCGACCCGGCCCUAUGGCUGCGUGCCGUUGACCGUGCCCUUUUGCUGCAGGGCUGGCAGGAGCAAACCUUUAUCUCGCCUCCAAGUGUAGUCUUCCUCUACAUGCUGUGCCGUUCAGUGAUCUCAGCCGAGGUGGGGAGUGAUUAUGAGCUGCGCCUUGAACUGCUCACCUGUUUAUACCUGAGCUACUCUUACAUGGGCAGCGAGAUCUCAUACCCACUCAAGCCCUUCCUGUUGCAGCAGGACAAAGAAGCAUUCUGGGAUAGGUGCCUGCAGAUCAUCAACUGCACCAGUGCUAACAUGCUAAAGCUAAAUGCAGACCCACGCUACUUCACACAGGUCUUUUCUGACCUGAAGAGUGAGUGUCAGUGAGGGGAAGGGGAGAGAGUACUUCUUGAUCAAUAAACACCAUGCUGCAUGUGUGUGUGUGGGUGUGUGUGUAGACAGUGGAACAUCUCUGAAGUUGCCAGCACUGAUUAAUACCAGAUGCAUUUAUAAAGUAGUUUCUCUAAAAGGUUUCCUCAAACUUCUCAACACACAGAAAUACUUAGUGAAGUAUUAUUAUGGUUGUGUUUCAACUGUGUUUUGUUUCACAAACAUUACAUUUACAACACUUUUUAAGUCCUUUUGUUAAAAAUGGAUUUUUAGCAUUGGUUAUAAACCUGUUAUGAUUGAGCUCAGCCGAGAAGAAACUGCUAAGAAUAUUUUAUUGCGUAAAUGAUAGUUUUAUAU
Molecule: messenger RNA, 1829 nt
Organism: Tachysurus fulvidraco (yellow catfish)
Lineage: Eukaryota; Metazoa; Chordata; Actinopteri; Siluriformes; Bagridae
Gene: cdk5r1a
Product: cyclin-dependent kinase 5, regulatory subunit 1a (p35)
Exons: 2
Coding region: 621-1469 (282 amino acids)
Biological process (GO): activation of protein kinase activity; positive regulation of cyclin-dependent protein serine/threonine kinase activity; brain development
Cellular component (GO): protein kinase 5 complex; cytoplasm
Molecular function (GO): cyclin-dependent protein serine/threonine kinase activator activity; protein kinase binding
Source: RefSeq, a predicted model, not a curated record